GGCUGGUGUGUGUUCCCUACAGGCGUGUGCUAGAGGCAGCGCCAAGGGCCAACCAGACAGGCCAUUUCUUCUGGAUGGGCUCUGACAGCUGGGGCUCCAAGAUUGCACCGGUGCUGCAUCUGGAGGAGGUGGCUGAGGGGGCUGUCACCAUCCUCCCCAAGAGGAUGUCCGUGCGAGGCUUCGACCGCUACUUCUCCAGCCGCACACUGGACAACAACCGGCGCAACAUCUGGUUCGCAGAGUUCUGGGAGGACAACUUCCACUGCAAGCUGAGCUGCCACACUCUCAAGAAGGGCAGCCAUGUCAAGAAGUGCACCAACCGUGAGCGAAUUGGGCAGGACUCAGCUUAUGAGCAGGAGGGGAAGGUGCAGUUUGUGAUUGACGCCGUGUAUGCCAUGGGCCAUGCGCUGCAUGCCAUGCACCGAGACCUGUGUCCUGGCCGUGUAGGGCUCUGCCCGCGCAUGGACCCCGUGGAUGGCUCCCAGCUGCUUAAGUACAUCCGAAGUGUCAACUUCUCAGGCAUUGCAGGGAACCCUGUGACCUUCAGUGAGAAUGAAGACACACCUGGCUAUGACAUCUACCAAUACCAGCUGCAAAACAGCUCUGCCGAGUACAAGGUCAUUGGCUCCUGGACUGACCACCUGCACCUUAGAAUAGAGCGGAUGCACUGGCUGGGGAGCGGCCAGCAGCUGCCCCGCUCCAUCUGCAGCCUGCCCUGCCAGCCGGGCGAGCGGAAGAAGACAGUGAAGGGCAUGCCCUGCUGCUGGCACUGCGAGCCUUGCACAGGGUACCAGUACCAGGUGGACCGCUACACCUGCAAGAUGUGUCCCUACGACAUGCGGCCCACGGAGAACCGCACAGGCUGCCGGCCCAUCCCCAUCAUCAAGCUUGAGUGGGACUCGCCCUGGGCUGUGCUGCCGCUCUUCCUGGCCGUGGUGGGCAUCGCGGCCACGUUGUUCGUGGUCAUCACCUUUGUGCGCUACAACGACACGCCCAUCGUCAGGGCCUCGGGCCGUGAACUGAGCUACGUGCUGCUGGUGGGCAUCUUCGUGUGCUACGCCACCACCUUCCUCAUGAUCGCCGAGCCCGACCUCGGCACCUGCUCGCUGCGCCGCAUCUUCCUGGGGCUAGGCAUGAGCAUCAGCUACGUGGCCCUGCUCACCAAGACCAACCGCAUUUACCGCAUCUUCGAGCAGGGCAAGCGCUCAGUCAGUGCCCCACGCUUCAUCAGCCCCGCCUCGCAGCUGGCCAUCACCUUCAGCCUCAUCUGGCUACAACUGCUGGGCAUCUGCGUGUGGUUUGUGGUGGACCCCUCCCACUCAGUGGUGGACUUCCAGAACCAGCGAACACUCGACCCCCGCUUUGCCAGGGGUGUGCUCAAGUGCGACAUCUCAGAUCUGUCACUCAUCUGCCUGCUGGGCUACAGCAUGCUGCUCAUGGUCACAUGCACAGUGUAUGCCAUCAAGACACGCGGUGUGCCUGAGACCUUCAAUGAGGCCAAGCCCAUUGGCUUCACCAUGUACACCACCUGCAUCGUCUGGCUGGCCUUCAUCCCCAUCUUCUUCGGCACCUCACAGUCAGCUGACAAGCUGUACAUCCAGACGACGGCGCUGACGGUCUCCGUGAGUCUGAGCGCCUCGGUGUCCCUGGGAAUGCUCUACAUGCCCAAGGUGUACAUCAUCCUCUUCCACCCGGAGCAGAACGUGCCCAAGCGCAAACGCAGCCUCAAAGCCAUCGUGACGGCGGCCGCCAUGUCCAACAAGUUCACGCAGAAGGGCAACUUCCGGCCCAAUGGCAAGGCCAAGUCUGAGCUCUGCGAAAAUCUUGAGGCCCCAGUGCUGGCCACCAAACAGACUUACGUCACUUACACCAACCAUGCAAUCUAGCGAGGCCACGGAGCUGAGCAGGAGGAGGAGCCGUGAUCCUGUGGAUGGUGCGACGGGCCAGAGCCACACUCACACCCAAGGGCCCAG
This is a messenger RNA of Callithrix jacchus (white-tufted-ear marmoset), 1973 nucleotides long. Its product is annotated as metabotropic glutamate receptor 4-like. The record is from RefSeq and is a predicted model, not a curated record. Gene Ontology annotation, cellular component: membrane. NCBI's taxonomy places the organism in Eukaryota, Metazoa, Chordata, Mammalia, Primates, Cebidae. Gene Ontology annotation, molecular function: G protein-coupled receptor activity. Gene Ontology annotation, biological process: G protein-coupled receptor signaling pathway.